Oncorhynchus gorbuscha (pink salmon) is the source of this 2110-nucleotide messenger RNA. RefSeq names its product ubiquitin-conjugating enzyme E2Q-like protein 1. The coding region runs from base 584 to 1444 and encodes 286 amino acids. The record is from RefSeq and is a predicted model, not a curated record. Lineage: Eukaryota; Metazoa; Chordata; Actinopteri; Salmoniformes; Salmonidae. The transcript has 3 exons.
GCCCAGCCCACUUUCACGCUCUCCUCUUCCGUCCACAUCUAUCGCUCUCACUCCAGUCCACAGCAUUAUCCAUUCCAACAAGGUAGAGCGGCCAAAGCCAACCCACGUCUGGCCGGUCGUUCCGUUCCGCUACUGCUAUAUGUGUGUGAGCGCAGCGAGCUAACGAGGAUUGUGUGAGUCCUCGCCAAGGAUUAGUGGAGUUGGUUUGUCCUCAGUAGAUAGUGUCGCGGCAGCUGCAGUUACAUCAAAGGCUUUAGCUCGCUCUUCCAGGUCACAUCAACGCGAACGGUGCUGGAUAGUAACCGUUUGAUAUCCCUCUCUACUGUAAUAGCUGCUGCAGAUUCGCCUUUUCGUCGCAAAGGCUACAUUUUUCCGAACGGACUUAUAAAUGUCGGACCUCAUCGGAAUGAUGCACUGAAGAAAGACUAGGCUACAUGCAAGCGUCUGUCCAGAGGCUGCAGUAUAGCUGAGCGAUUGCGGCACACUGUUGACGUUUUUUUUACGGUUCCACAGUCUAACGUCAGUGGUUGUCUGUAAAGGGAGAAUCGUGAAUUUCGAUCGCCCUGCGCUCGGCGAAAACAUAAUGGCCACUCUUCUGCGGAAAAUCGGUCUGAUUCGUCUUCACGACCGGGACACAGAGGACCCCAAGCAUCACCAGGGCUCACUAAAGGGGACCAAGGGGAACACGAAGAGCACUAAGCAGCACUGUCAGACCACCAACGAGACGAACAACAUCCUCAGCACCCCCGAGAUCAAAGCGAAGAAGCUGGACCAGCACAACAGCAAUGACAAACCGUCCGUAAAGGAUAAGCAACAGGGCAAGGACGCCAAUGAGAAACAGCAGAUGGGAGGCGGAGGAGGAGGUGGGAUCGGGGUUGGAAAAUCAGCGACCAGUGCCUCAAUACCACCACUAGCCCCUCACCGGCAGCACUGCACCCAAGUCCGGACGAGGAGACUUAUGAAGGAACUCCAGGAGAUCCGGCGGUUGGGAGACAACUUUAUAACGGUCGAGCUGGUCGACGACAAUCUAUUUGACUGGAACGUCAAGCUCCACCAGGUGGACAAAGACUCGGCGCUGUGGCAGGACAUGAAAGAAACAAACACCGAGUUCAUUCUGCUGAAUGUCUCUUUCCCCGACAAUUUCCCCUUCUCUCCGCCAUUCAUGCGGGUGCUCACCCCCCGGUUGGAAAACGGGUACGUUCUGGACGGUGGAGCGAUAUGUAUGGAGUUGUUAACCCCCCGCGGAUGGUCCAGCGCCUACACAGUGGAAGCCGUGAUGAGACAAUUUGCGGCAAGUCUGGUAAAAGGACAGGGGCGUAUCUGCAGAAAAUCAGGGAAGUCCAAGAAGGCGUUUAGCCGCAAAGAGGCGGAGGCCACCUUUAAGAGUCUGGUGAAGACCCACGAGAAGUACGGCUGGGUCUCCCCCCCUGUGUCUGACGGCUGAGGUGACGGCCCGGCCAUGACGCUAGCUAGCCAUGCUAACCAUGACACACCACGCUAACUCGACUCCUCCUCCUUGACCAUACCACUCCACCGCUCCAGUUGUUUUCGGUUGCUUUGGGUUUUUUCUUGUUGUUGUCUUCAUCAGCUCACUGAGACUUCAGAAGGAACAAAUAAAGGAACGCUCGCCUACUUCGUCUUCACUUUGCCGAUAAUCGUCAUAAUCUCGUCAUCAUCAAGCCUCCCUCCUGCACUGCACUCCUCCCUCCCUCCUCUCUCUCUCUCUGCGUUCAUCCCUCCGUCGGCUGAGUAGAAGGUUCUGCGGGAUGUGCGUGAACUGACUUAUUCAGGAAAGUGUGUGUGUGUGUGUGUCAGCGGAGUAUUUGUCACAGCGGUUGAUGGAUUGGGUUUCCGACACACGCACACACACACCAACCACACACCAACCACACACACACACUGACUGUGUAGGGAUCUGUAGAAAGACUGUGAAAGACUACUGAGAAGAGGGAGAUGUAUCACCUCUCUUCUUUUGUCCCACCCUCCCAUCUCACCUUCCUUCCUCUCCUCUUUUGUCCCACCCUCCCAUCUCACCUUCCUUCCUCUCCUCUUUUGUCCCACCCUCCCAUCUCACCUUCCUUCCUCUCCUCUUUUGUCCCACCCUCCCAUC